CAGUGCGCUAGGAUGCGGCUUUCGCGUGUCUCGACAUGGCGGACGGCAAAUCGACUGCGCAUGCGCGCAGGGAUGCCUUAAUUCGGGUUAAUCGCGUUUAGCCGGAUAGUGUUAGCAAGAUGUAUAAAUUCCGCCUCAGUUAAUCCAGAAGGUUUAUGCCUGGAAAAAAAACAAUGUGAAAAUAAAGUGUGUAAAGCACUGAGCCAUGGCCAGAGAAAGAGCAGCUUUCUUCAGCCCGUUCGAGCAGGAGAUCAUCCUGAAGACUUUUGAGGAGUACAAAGCCAUCAUCACGGCCAAGUGUAACACCGCUGCUGCGGCCAAAGCCCGCGUGGAAGCCUGGCAGAAAAUAGCCGACAGGUUAAAUCAUGCCAACCCUAACAACAUAAAGCGUACCUGGCAGCAGGUCAAAAUUAAAUAUAAAAACAUUGUGCAAUGUGCGAACAGGAAACGGAAGCAGAAGUUUGGUGAAGGAUUAGCGACGAGUGGGUUUUCACCCGCCGAAGAGGUGGCGCUUUGGCAGAUCCGAGGACGGCCGGUGAUAGACGGGACCCUUUUGGGCCUUUCCUCUGAGCAGACCGGCGUCGGUGUUGGCAGACCCGUAGCUACAGAACCAGAAAGCUCUGCAGCUCUUAUACAGACCGUGCCCACCAUUCUCGAUUGUGCAGAAGAGCCGGCUGAGCACUCUGACUCAGAACACGACGAGAAGAACAUUGUGGUGUGUUCUCAUCCAGAAGAGGGGACUGAAGCGUACACAAGUCAGGAAGAUCCUGGACCUUCUGGACCUGCUGAUGGAGAUGGAGAGAGAGACGAGGAUGUGACGGCGCUCUAUAAACGUUACCUCAGACAGGAAAUCGCUUACCGGCAACUGAAGAUGAAGAAGCUCGAGAAGGAGAUCCAGCUGCUCGAUAAACAGCUGGAUGUGAGUUAGGUCAGUCAGCUGGUUGUCAGUAGGACUGAAAUGAAAUGAACUUUGUGUCAGAGAUACUAAGUGUUUAAACAACCAGUUCGAUUCAAAAUGGCCGCCUCGUAUAAGAGACUCCUCCAGUCCAGCAGACACGGACCUGGCUUUGUGUGACCGUUCCUCGAGCCUCGCCGAGAUGGCCGCCAUGUGCACAGACUUCUCUAGAAAGACCUUAUCAAUAGCACUGGUCAUAAAGUGUUUAGAUUUGUCUUCUAGGCAUUGUUUGAGUCGUUCGUCUGUAGAUGAUUCACGUUAAAUUAUAUAUUUUAAAUGACAUGUUUUAUUCUUAUUUAAUAUUUUAUUCUUAUUUUCCUUUUUUUAUUUAUUUUUUUUUUUUUAAAUUUCCUGUUCCUUUUUGUUAGUCCCUUUUUUCAUUUUGA
Hemibagrus wyckioides is the source of this 1341-nucleotide messenger RNA. Its product is annotated as GT1 domain-containing protein. Lineage: Eukaryota; Metazoa; Chordata; Actinopteri; Siluriformes; Bagridae. The transcript is spliced from 7 exons. The record is from RefSeq and is a predicted model, not a curated record. Bases 206 to 928 code for a protein of 240 amino acids.